Cherax quadricarinatus is the source of this 7881-nucleotide messenger RNA. NCBI's taxonomy places the organism in Eukaryota, Metazoa, Arthropoda, Malacostraca, Decapoda, Parastacidae. The record is from RefSeq and is a predicted model, not a curated record.
CCACUAAGAUCUGACUUUAUAGUGUAAUUCCCUAAGAUCUGACUUUAUGGUGUUGUGAUCCACUAAAAUCUGACUUUAUAGUGUAAUCCCCUAAGAUCUGACUUUAUGGUGUUGUAAUCUACUAAGAUCUAAUUUUAUGGUGUUGUGAUCCACUAAGAUUGAUUUUAUGGUGUUGUGAUCCACUAAGAUCUGACUUUAUGGUGUAAUUCCCUAAGAUCUGACUUUAUGGUGUUGUGAUCCACUAGUGCUAGCUAGGUUUGUGAUCUGCGAGACAGCUUCAACAGCAAUAGAUGGAAAUAGCCAAGUGAGAAAAAUGUUGUUGACAAGUAAAAAUGGAAAAACUGUGAAAGUUACAGUAGAGAAGAAGGAAGAUUUUAAUGAGAGUCAUAAACUAUUUCAGUACAAAGUGAGAGUAGCAUUUAGAUGUGGCGUCAUGAGACACUAGCAGCAAGAGAACGUGUUCAAGGAAGAGGCGAAAAGAUUGUGAUUGCAAGGACAAAAAUCGAAGAAGAGAGGGUAAUAGAAGGGGGAGGAGGAGGAGGAAGAUGAAAGUGUUGGUGUUGGGACGGUGGGUGAGGGAGGUAGACUGCUACUACAGCAGGAGGUAGCCUGCUACUACUGCAAGAGGUAGGCAUGCCUCGCGGGUUUCUGGAGCGUCACCUCCACCGUCGCGGUGGAGGCCUCGAUCAUACCUCCUCUUCCACCACCAACACCACUACCACCACCUCAACCUCCAGCAGCAGCACCUCCACCCGUGCCCACCAUCACCACCACCACCAUGACUCGCACCACGGACACUCCACCUCCGGCAGCUUCAGAAAAGGUUCACGGACGUGGGCUGAAGAUUGUUGUGGUGGGGAGUCGGACCUGCCAGAUGACAUGCCCACCAACCCCGCCCACCCACUCUACACCGCCCAUACGCCCCGCUCUGCCGCCCCCAACACCACCAGCUCCCGCUCUUCCGCCACUCUUGAUGCUGACAUUCAGGAACUGCUCGCCAGGAACUCUAAGUGUGCGGGUGGUGUACUAGUGCUGCUGGUGGGCGUGGUGGUGGGGGCGUGGGUGUUAGGGUCCUGGGGUGCCUCGUGGGCAUGGCUUAUGGUGAGUGUGGGCGUGACCUGGGCGCUGGUGUCAGGAGCCUUGCAGCGAGCAGCAGAGGAUGCUACCAGGUACGAGUCUCUACGUCUACAUCGUCGUCGAGCGCUACAGGCAGACGAGACUUGUGAGUGGCUUAACUUGUUGGUCAACCGCUGGUGGGUCUUCUCCUCUGCUUCUAUCUUCGCCAGGGUCAAGGCUGCUCUCGACCCUAGGCUCAAUGAUGCCAAGCCCGCCUUCCUAGAAGCCAUCUGUCUGAAGCAGCUGAGUCUUGGAGAGCGCACGCCCGUGCUACGCAGCGUCAGGGCGUGGGAUAUCUCCAGCACAGCCACGGGCGUGGAGGGCGUGCCACGCCGUCCACUCUGUCCAUCACGCCCACCCCCAGGACUCGCCCACGCCCCCACCCACACCCUUGCCCUCAUGUGCGAUCUAGCACUCGACUCUGAUUCAUUUUCUGCCGUGUUGGCUGCCAGGAUAGGUGGCAAGGGGGUGGGCGUGGACCUGGAUGUGGGCGUGGAGAAGCUUGCUGUUCUGGGGCGUGUGGUUGUGACAGUCACCCUGGAUAUGGAGGCACCCUUCCCACACCUCACCCGCCUCGCUCUCUCCUUCACUGAGAAACCUCAAGUCUGGUUCAGCGUCAGGAUUCUCAAGGCAGUGCAGAUGAUGGAGGUGCCAGUACUCAAAACGUGGCUCCACUCACUAGUCAUGGAUGCACUCUCCACUGCCUGGGUUGACCCAGGUCAGCUUGAGAUCAGUAUCCACUCAACAGAGGUUAUUGUGCCAGAGACUCGCCCUGGAGACACUCUAGCUCAGGGUGUCCUCACUGUCAUAUUGUGGACACUUAAGGCCACUUCAGGUGUAGGUCUUGAUGAGGACAAGUGGGUGGUGGUAAUGGUAGAUGGACAGCAGCAUGUGACGCCGGCCAUUACUACACCCCGCUGGCAGGAGGCAUGCAGCUUUCUGGUGAGCUCGUCACCCAAUCACCACAAUCUGGUACUCAAAGUCAAGACCAAGAGGCUCAUAACUACCACUCUCACACAGUUCGACUUACCCCUCAGUCAGUAUGGCCUUGACAGCUGUAGAGUGUGAAGACAGUGUGUACAGAGAUAGGGUGGGAAAGUUAUUGGGGGGAGUGUGCCACCUCUACACCUGCGGCUGCAGUACACCCCACUCAGCCCUGUCAACCUGGAGUCACCCCUCCCUACACCUCUGACAGACAACCAAGAAGGCGCUGGUGUACUCUACAUUGUGGUCCAUGGUGCAGACAACAUCACGACCACCACAGAAUAUCCCCCCAGUCCCUACUGCCUUAUCUUCAGCAACCGCAGGAAGGUAAAAACAACCCACUAUGUAUGUGAAUGUGGAUCGCCACGGUGGGAGUGUGGGGUGGAGGUGCUGGUGAGGGACGUGGCCACAGUGACACUGGCAUUAGCUGUUUGCUCUCUGCCACGUGGGACUCAGGACACAGAGCUUCUAGGCCUUGCCUCUCUUUCCCUUGCUACUGUGGAGCUGCCUAUGGUGCGUCAUCAACUUCCUCUCACCCGUAGCCUUCCUACUCCUGGGGGUGUUACAUCUUCCUUGUCUUCACCCGGGACAGUAACAGUAAGUGUAGUGUUUAGGUCUGUACCAUCGGUAGCUGGAUGUAACAUAUCCUCAGCUGACUUGGGUUCUGACAAAGGGCCUGCUUCCAGUGUAACCCUACCACCAGUCUCCCAGCCAUCACCAUCUUUUACGUCAGGACCCCAACGUAGAUCCUCUCUCCCUUUGACUGAUGAUGAUGAUUUGGCCUUCAAGAAGCGCACAAACACACCCUGGUACAGCCAAGCAACUCGACUCCUGGGAACAACUCGGGAAGGAGAGGCUGGCACACAGGACAUAGGAGAUAUCAUUGCUUCUGGUUUGGGUCUUAUGGAACUCACUAUAAUAAGGGCACGUGAUCUAGUGGCUAAGGAUCUAAAUGGCUACAGUGAUCCAUACUGUGUGGUGAAAGUUAGUGGAGAAGUUAAAUAUAGGACAAGAGUCAAAAAGAAGACAUUGAACCCAGAGUGGGAAGAAACUCUCAUGACUCAUUUGCCUAAGCAUCCAGAUGCUUUGGCCAUUCACCAGAUAAAACCAUCACAGGCUACAAUGAGAGUUGUAGACAGUUCUUUAACAGCUGAAGAUGAAACACUGAAGGGAGAAGAUUGUGUGAUGGACCACACUGAGGAUGAUAUGAUAACUGUAUCACUCGAGGAAGACUCCGGAGUUGUCUUACCAAACACUCCACCCUCAUUGGAGGAAGAGGAUGUGCGAGCUUCUUGUGAGCCAUCACAUAGUGUGUCAUAUGCCAGCAAUGGUGUGAGUGUUACCUCAGCAGUGCCAACACUCACUAAUGGAAGAAGGGCUAGUGAGUCAGCUGUUAUUGACAGUAAGAGGGAUCCAGUGCCUGAAGAUCGCAGUGGCACCUUCAGUGGUUCUGCCACUCCAGCUUUUGCAAGUCCAGUUCAUUCUUCAACCAGAUCAAGAAGAACUGGCGCUAGGAUCAUUGCUAGUGCUCUGUCGAUGGCACGGCCCCGGCCUAGAAAUGAGACUUCCAGUGAAGCUUCAUCCACUACAGCUAGCCCUACCAGAAGUCACCAAAGUCCACCUUCCAUUACCAAGCCUGUUCCCAAGAUCAGUCUUACAGAGCACAGUGAGGAUGAUUAUGGUGGCAGCAGUCCUGAGCGUCAUCAUAAGAACAAGAAGUCGUCUGAUGGAGGGCUGCGUGCAGUGCGGGACAAGAUGCGCCGUGGCUUUGCGCAUCCACUCCGACGCUUCCGGUCCGAGGCCAGUGUACGAGAGGAUGCUGUACAACCCCAGGAGAACCUUGAUCCACGCCUAGAGCUGGCUCUGAGCGUGGGUGUACCAGUGCGUGUGGGCGUAGGCGGAGGCGAGGGAGACGCCAGUGAGCUGUUGGAUGAGCCACUCACCCAUGCAAAGUCCCAACCCAACCUCCUCCUCAUGGGCCCCGACGCAGCCAGACUUUCGUCGCCUGCGAAAGUAGUAAGCAGCAGCAGCAGCCACGGACAGCAGCGUGCAGAUAUGUUUGUGAAUGUGCGCGGGGUGGCAGGGAGGGUUCAAGGUCUCCACAUACCUCGCUCUGGCCUCCAGCUUUUCCUCAGGGUCCGCAUCAGUGAUGACAAAAACAGCAGCAGCAGCCUAAGUAGCAGCUUCAGCAGCAGUCUGAGCAGCAACAGCAGCAGUCGUGACCGAAGCACCAAAACGGUGGGUAGAUCUCGCCUGGUUCCAGCAUCACCUUCUCCAACUUUCGAGUGUGAUUGGCAAGUGGAUGGUGAGGUGUCAAGGCGAGCGCUGCUCAUCCUUGAAGUUCGCACUGGCUCUAGAGAACUUCUCAACUCUGCCAACAUUGCCCUUGGAGAUGUCUUUACUGAGCCUGGAAAUGAGGGCAGCGUGGAAACCUGGGUUAACUUGCAGGGAGGAGCUACCCUCUUCCUGCGAGCAAGCCAUGGUGGUCAGGCACCCAGCUCAUCUAGAAGACGCUCUCUCUUCCGCUCCUGGUCUCUACACAAGCUUGGCAAGAUUUGAAAUCAGUUCCCCCCACUCAGUGUAAGGGCCUACCAUUGCAUCAUUGAAUUUCUUGACAAGUUCUAAAGGCCUGUUAUCAGCUGCCAGUGUCACAAUGUGAAGAACAUUUGGCACAGUCUCACAGUUUAUCAGCACUGUCUGAGAGCCUGAUGAUAGAUUCAUGGUGACCUUAGUCAUCUGAAUCCCUCCAUCCCAGUCAGUAUAAUCUAGGAGGCUGUGAGUGUGGUAUGAGGAGUUACCAGUGCCAUCUCUUGUUUAUAAAGCAGGAUCUGUGAAGUUUUUAUCAUAAUGGUGCUGUUUAAGGGCCUAGUGUAUUGGUAUAACCAAGGAACUGCCUGCACUUCCUGAGGACAGUCAGGAUCUGGUAGCAAUUUAUGACAGGAAACUGAUCAUUGUUUAUCAGAUCCACUUAAAUGAAUGAACAGUGUUAUACACCACUCAAAGAAAUGUACAGUUACAUAGUGACAGGCAUAACAUCCUGGUUGACUAAGAUUGAUUUACAGAGAUUACAUUCCUUGUACAGUAUUACUGGUUCAGUACGAAGCUGUUACAAUAAUUAUGUAGUGCAAAUAUAUGCAUAUCUAUAUGGGUUGUGCUGUUAUAAAAAGUUGUAUCAUGGGAGUUAAUUCAGACAUUAAAGGAAUAUCAUUAUAAACUAGGCCUUACCAACUAUUGAAGUUAUUCAGACGUGUUUAAAUCUAAGGUACCCCUCCACUACAAGUUUUCAAGCCUUCCAAAAGGGUUUUCUCUCACAUACACAAAGUUGCAACUUCCCCCAUUUUCAAGAUAAAAAAACCAGCUAAUUUCAUAAUGCUUUCAUCCAAAAAGUAGCCAUCAAAAAUGUGGAAACCUAUCUCCUAUGCUAAAGUAAAAAUACAUACAUUGUAUGUAACCAUAUUUGUAAAAAAUUAUAUCAGCAUUUAAGUGAGCUGAUCUCUCGGUGGUUUAGGCCAGCACUUUUUUUUUGGCCCUUAAGAAUAACUGACUUUAGACAAGUACAGAUACAAAAUAAUUUCUCUACAUUCCAUAGGUACCUUUAGCUCAGUAAUGUGUUAAGAAUUCUUGAGCAUUUACUGUAACUAUCCUGGAUCUAAAAUUAAAUUCCAGUUCAAGUUAGUAACUACACAAUAAUAGUUAAUUAGGUUUAAGACCUAUUGACUACCUGAGAGUCAUGAAGGCUACAAUCAGUCUACUGGUAGAUACUUAACACAAAGAAUGCUUGAAUUCCUAAGAUCUGGUUUACUUAAGCAAAAUCUGUGUACAGUAUAAUACAAUGAGAGAUACAUACCUCUUAUUACAUAUUCCUUUGACAAAAUCCAAUGUUGCGUGAAUGUUGCGCAAGUGUUAAAACUAGUCAGAACCAAGGACUGUAACUGGGAAUAAAAUACAAAACCAAAGCAUUUCCUAGUCAUUAAUUACUUCAAAAGUGUAAGAAAUAAUUUUAAAAAUGAAAAUGUUCUAGAGCAUUUUAUUGAAAAUAUUAGUGCUAAGCAGUUGGGGUUAUCAACAAAAUUCAUGUUAGCAGUUUUUGCAUAGAAACAGGCACAUUUUAUUGUUGCAGUCUAGCAGUAUGGUAAAAAACAGGCUUUCCUCGCUAGCUAAGAAUUAGUAAUGUAUAAACCUUCUGUUAAAUGGUGGCCUUAUCCAACAAAUAUUUAAAUUUAAAUAAACAAAUUAAGACUAGUGAUUAGCAUGACAGCAUAUUAGCAGAUAGCGCACUGAGCAGUGACUCACAGCGCUUGCCUUCCACCAAUGACCCUCACCAUUUUAUAUUUCAGGUAAACAUGUUAAACUUUUUGUCACAAUAGUACAGACAUGUAGCUUUAUAAGAAUUUUCACAGUUAUUUAUAUACAGUACUUCAAAUAAGUUUUAAUUAUAUGCAUUGGAACAACAGCUAUGAUGCACUGUUGUUUGUAACUGUUAUACUGACUGAAGAGUCAGCUUGGCCUCAUGGCUAAAAUGUACACAUAGUAACUAGAUGAUCCUAUGUGUGUAUGUAGGUACUCUUGUACAGGUGUCUCUCACUUUGUGAUGCAUUCCAAGCUGAUGGCACAUAAAAUCAACCCAAUAUGACAUGUAAAACAGGAACAGAAAGUAUGAAUUUGUCACACACACAUACAUCACUGCCCUAUGUGAAAGUGAAAUUAAUUUGCUUGUAAAACUGAGAAAAAUGCAAAAUUCAAUCAUAAUCUCUAUACAUACUACAAUUAACAGCCAGAAUUGUGGAAAAAUCCACAUUUCUUGACAUUUUUACAAAAAAAAAAAAAAUGGAGCAUACCACAUAGGCACCAAAUGACUAUAUAGCAAAUAGGAAUGAAUUUGGUCCAAAAAUAACUUUAGAAAAAUAAAAUUUGGUAUUUAAUCACCGUCUGUUUGUUACUCCUUUUCUUCCUCCACCACUGUCAACCAUCCAGGCUGUCUUUUGUUUGGAUUAAUGUAUACAGGUUAUGAACCAUAUAUCUCUCCCAUUCUCCACCCCUAGCCCAGAUUUCACUUAACAUAUUAUUAUUAUUAUAAUCAAAAAGAAGCGCUAAGCCACAAGGGCUAUACAGCAUUCACUUAACAUAAUUAUAUAGUCGAGUGCCUAUUUUCUUUUGACAUAAAACUGUUAAAUUGAAAACUAGCCAUAGAAUUCCAUUCAGAAUAUGCUCAUUGGAUUUCCUACUCCCAAAUCAUACUUCUUUCUUAAUUACUUCUUAUAAAUGUCAAUACACACUAGUUUAGGGUGAUUUAAAUUGGUAUCAUUAUAAAAUCUAAGUGAUGUUGGGCUUGAGUGACUGCAUAAUAGCAAAUUUAUACUGCAUAUAACAAAUUACUGGUAGAAAUGAGGUCACUACAUAAAUGCAAAUUCAUAUAAAAUGAAAACCACAUAAAGCAAGGGAACCUGUACUUGUAUACAAAAUGUGAAUAAUAAAUAUUCCUGCUGGUCUUGUUUGUUUACGUAUGUCACCUUGUGUUUUGACUUAAGAUGACAAAGUUUAUUGUUAAAGUAACAUAUUCUAACUUCAUUUACCUAACUGAGGUAGCUGACAGCUUUCUUCCAAAAUGCAAAAAGUAUCAGUCAUAUUCUCAAACUGUUGUAAGUUACUGUUAAAGAAAUUCAGAUUUAGAGAGAAUCUACAAUGUGUACUCUUUAUUCGUAGAGUGCUAAACCUAUAUGGGUCAUUCAGUGCAUCCUCCAUUGGGUAAGAGCAAGGCAGAUGUGCUGCUUACUUGUACUC